AUGAAGUAUUCGGCCCUCCUCCUCGUUACCGCCGGCCUCGCCGCCGCGCAAUUGAGCGUCGUCACCGUCGUGCUCCCCCAGUUCGACCAGCAGGCCAUCGACGCCUCCGUCAUCGCGGCCGCUCCCACCGCCACGACCUACCGCCUCAACUGCCCCCCCGGCGCCGACUCGUCCGACUGCGGCAUGCCGGACGAGUUCGAGUUCGUGUACGGCCCGUCCACUUUUGCAUACACCAUGUCGCUCGACCUGCCCAAGGACACGGCCGACUGCGUCGGGACCAUGUCGAAAGAGGGGUUGUCGACCGUCGCGCGCGACACCCUGACCGACCUCACCUCCUUCAUGCUGCCCAUCACCAUCACGGCCGGCCUCGACAAGCUUGCGGCCAGCACCGGGGCCGGGACCGCCCCCGAGGCUCCCGCACGCACCACCACCACCGGCGGGACCACCGAGACCGCCGGAAGCACCGGGACCACCGGGAGCACCGUGGCCACCUCGAGCACGCAGACCGGCGGCGUGCCGCCCCAGAUCACCCAGAACGCCGUCCUCGUGGGCGCCGCCGCGCUGGUGGGCGGUGCCAUGCUGAUGUAG
Molecule: messenger RNA, 588 nt
Organism: Thermothelomyces thermophilus ATCC 42464
Lineage: Eukaryota; Fungi; Ascomycota; Sordariomycetes; Sordariales; Chaetomiaceae
Exons: 2
Coding region: 1-588 (195 amino acids)
Source: RefSeq, a predicted model, not a curated record